Messenger RNA from Microbotryum saponariae, 435 nucleotides. The record is from the annotation of a GenBank genome assembly. Lineage: Eukaryota; Fungi; Basidiomycota; Microbotryomycetes; Microbotryales; Microbotryaceae.
AUGGGCCGACAGCCGCUCGUAAUUGGGAAACCUGAAGCGGCGAUGCUCGAGAGCAUCUUGAAGACGUCAGUGACCAGGCUGGUAACAAAGGCAUCGUGAACUCCUUCACUGACAUCUUUAAUUCCUCGAUCACCCCUCUCAGUUAUGACCUGGACAAGAGCAAGAUGCUCAUGGUUGGCGACCGACUGAACACGGACAUUCUGUUUGGCGUGAACGGCGGUAUUUCCACGAUGCUCGUCCUGACCGGUAAGUUGGCGCAUCACGGAUCUUCUCAAGAAUAUACUUAACAUUCCUGUUCCUGACUAUCCAUGUUUGGUGCCAAUGAUCAUUCAUCUCGCAGGCAUCAACACGAGGGCCGAAGCAGAGGCCGAGGAUGCGGUCGCCAAGCCGACGUAUAUAGUAGACAGUCUUGGAGAUUUUUUAUCGGUUGUAUAG